CCCCUCCCAUCCUCUCUGCGCUGUACUCUCAGGGGGGAUCUCAGCACUGCUGCAGCAUCACUAACAACCUCAAUCCUGGAGGCUGGGAAAGAGAGGCGGAAGAGGGAGAAAAACCUGAAUGAAUGGGCAUCGCAUCAGUGAUCAUUAUGGGGAGGACGCUGGCUGCUGCAUAGAAAGGAGGAUUUUCUUCUUUGGAGAAAGAAAAAAAGAGGGGAGGGAAGCAGACAAGAGAAAGAAGACAGAACUGAGACAACAAUUAAGACAAAGCUUUCCCACAAAGCUUUCAUUGGACAAGUACUACAUCGCAAGGGAGAGCACCUGCUGGUGAAACGUCUACUGUCCCUUUCUUUGACAUUCAGACUAAAGAGGCUCUUCUUCCUGCUUUUCUGUUCAUCACUGAGAAGCUGCUUUCUUCUCCUGCCAAGCACCUAGGUUUCCAUGUGACAAACAGCUGUGCAUGGCAAGUGUCCAGAAACAACAACGUUCUUCUGAAAGGCAGGAUUGUUUCUGAUGAGAAACUGAACCCACUGAUGACUAUUUUUAUGGUACCAUAAUAUGAUACCACCAAACUAGAAGAAGAGACCUGUUAUAUGAGAUCAGCAUUCAUCGUCUAAUGUGUUGCUUCCUACCAUGGCUACUCAAAUGCUUCUGAAAGGUCCACAAUCAAGGCCUUCAUGAGUACCAAGCCAGGAAUUGAGAGAAACAAGAAGGAGGCAUGGCCCUGAGCAGGACCUGUCCCUAAACAACAAGGAGACGUGAGAGGACUAUCUUCCAAUGGAGCAAAAAUGACCAGGACUUGAUGUAUCCUCAGCACCAUCUUCCAGAAGCAAUGCUCUAGGAAACCAUAGCGCUAUGAAGGGCUUAGGCGAUAAUAGAAGCCGCCAUCUUUCUGAUAACCUGGACUCGCCUCAAGACUCUCUUUAUGCUACCCAAGACCGGAACCCUUAUCUCCUCAGUCCCACAGACUCCUACACAAUGGACCCUCGGUUCCCUACACCAAAUUCUCUCCACAGUGACUGCCUCCUUCCACUCAACAACCAAAUUUCUAACAGCAGCACAUUUCCACGGAUCCACUAUAACUCCCACUUUGAGGUACCUGAUGAGAAUCCCUUCCCAAGCCAUGCCCAAGCCACCAAGAUCAACAGGCUUCCUGCCAACUUGCUAGACCAGUUUGAGAAACAAUUGCCCAUCCACAGAGAUGGUUUUAGCACCCUCCAGUUCCAGAGGAGCUCUGAUGCCAAACAGCGGAGUGAGAGCCCCGGAAGAAUCCGGCACUUGGUUCACUCAGUCCAAAAACUUUUUGCUAAGUCACAGUCCCUGGAAGGAGCCUCCAAAGGCAGUGUGAAUGGCAAGAAAGGCAUUGAGGACUCUAAGCAGAACCGCAGGAGCAAGAGCAAAGACCGGGCAAAAACUACUGAAACAAAGCGCAGGACCAGAUCCAACAUAUCGGGCUGGUGGAGCUCAGAUGACAAUCUGGACAAUGACACCUGCAGUUAUCGUAAUCCUAUGGGCCUCAUGACCCUUGGCAGGCAGCCCGAUCAUAGCCAGCCCAGGUACUUCAUGCAUGCUUACAACACAAUCAGUGAACACAUGCUGAAAUCCUCCAAGAGCAAUAAUGACCUCAAGGUCGCCCCUUGCACCAAUAUCCCCAUCAGCAGUGAGUCCAACUACAUAAAGAGAGGCUCCUGGUCCACGCUCACACUCAGCCAUGCUCGGGAGAUGUGCCAAAAAGCAUCCGCUACCAUUGACAGAGCGCUGCUGAAAUCCAAGUCCUGCCAUCAAGACUUAGCCUAUCAGUACUUGCAGGUGCCUCAGGGAGACUGGAAUAAUACGUUGACUAGGGACAAAGACAAUGAAAUCCCAUGUCGGCGCAUGCGGAGUGGGAGUUAUAUCAAAGCCAUGGGAGAUGAUGAUAGUGAAGACUCUGAAACCAGCCCGAAGCCAUCUCCAAAAACUGCAGCACGGAGGCAGAGUUACCUCAAGGCCACUCAACAAUCACUGAGUGAGCAGAGCACCACUCACAGAAGCCUGGACCGCCUUGAUUCUGUUGAGAUGGUUUUGCCUCCAAAGUUCCCAAGCUGGGAAGAAGAAUACAGCCCAAUUCCAGACAACCUUGAUGAAUCCAGUUGCGUCAAUCAGAUAUUUGGACAACCCUCAUUUAUUCCACAGAUAUUUUCACAGGAAGAGCAGGCAGGAGAAGUGGAGCUAAAUGACCAAUACGAGGGACUAUGUGAAUCGACCUACAGUGAAGCAGAAUCAACUACUAUAGAAGUACUGGACCUGCCCCUUCCUAGUUACUUUCGCUCCCGGAGCCACAGCUACCUCCGAGCCAUUCAAGCAGGCUGCUCCCAAGAAGAGGACACGGUCUCUGUCCGGUCCCUCUCUCCACCUCCAGCCAACAGCAUCAGUGGCAGCCGAACGCUUCCCAGCAACAGUUCGGCAUGCCUAGUGGGCUAUAAAAAGACACCGCCACCAGUCCCGCCUCGGACCACCUCAAAGCCGUUCAUCUCUGUCACAGUGCAGAGCAGUACCGAAUCGGCACAGGACAACUAUCUGGACAACCAAGACCAUAAGAGUGAAGUCAACAGCCAGUCAGGUCUGAGCAAUUCUUCAGAUAGCUUAGACAGUACAAGGCCACCAAGUGUGACAAGGGGAAGCGUGUUGACUCCAGCCAGAGAGCCUCCUGAAUUACCCCUGAAAAAUGCAUCACUGAAGAGUGACAAAGGGACAUUGACUAACGAAGAGCCAAAGGAGGAGAAUAUCCCUAAACGGAAGCUGUCAUCUAUAGGAAUACAAGUUGACUGCCUUCAGCCAGUGGCAAAAGAGGAGCCCCCUCCAUCAGCCACCAAAUUCCAGUCCAUCGGGGUACAGGUAGAGGACGAGUGGCGCAACAGCCACUCUCACAGCAUGUCCACGAAGCAGGAUACAGAUUCUGAUUCUCAAGAACCGAAUAAUUCUACCUGUAAAUCAUCUGAGAGAAGCCUUGCUGACUGUCCCCCAUGCAACAACUCCAACAGCCUUGAUGCCAGUACAAGGCAAACAGCCAUGCCCUCCCAGAUCAACAGAAACCUCUCCUAUGGAGAUAGCAAUGACCCAGCUCUAGAGCCUUCCUCUCUUCCUCCUCCGGACCCUUGGCUUGAAACUUCCACCAACACUCCAUCAGAACCAACACAACCUGGAGCGUGCCGAAGGGAUGGGUACUGGUUUCAAAAGCUGCUACAGGCAGAGACAGAAAGGUUAGAAGGGUGGUGUCGUCAGAUGGACCAAGAGACCAAAGAGAAUAAUCUCUCUGAAGAAGUCUUAGGCAAAGUCCUUAGUGCGGUGGGCAGUGCACAACUAUUAAUGUCACAGAAGUUCCAGCAGUUCCGUGGCCUCUGUGACCAAAACUUGAACCCUAAUUCCAAUCCCAGGCCCACAGCACAGGACCUCGCUGGUUUUUGGGAUCUCUUACAAUUGUCCAUUGAAGACAUCAGCAUGAAAUUUGAUGAAUUGUAUCACUUAAAAGCGAAUGGCUGGCAGUUGACAGAGCCACCAGAAAAGAAGGAAGAAAAGAAGCCACCCCCUCCUGUGCCAAAGAAGCCAGCCAAACCUAAAUCCCAGCUAAACCGGGACAAGGCCUCUGACUCCGUGGAUAAACAGCGCCAGGAAGCACGCAAGCGCCUUAUGGCAGCCAAGCGCGCAGCCUCGGUCCGGCAGAACUCUGCCACAGAGAGUGCGGACAGCAUUGAAAUCUACGUCCCUGAGGCACAGACCCGUCUUUGAGCAAGGGGAGAGGAAGAAAACUCUUUUUCACAUCAUUAAAAGGAAGAGGGAAAAAAGGUUCACUAAAUUUAGUGUGAUUUAUUUGGUCUAGAGACAAGGCAGAGCCAACCUUACAAAGGGCUCCGAAUUUGGCUUUCUCUCCGUCUCUCCCCCUCUCUCUUCCCCCCUCUCUCUCCAGCUUUAAAUAAUGAAGAUUUUGAAAGAAAAUUCCCUUCCUGGUCCUGUGGUUUGGUUUUAAUCCCCUCAGCACCCUUCACACUGGCUGUGGUGUGGCAGAACAGACUCUUGGAAACACAGUCCUUUAGACUUGGAACUGCAAUCUUUUUACUUGUUCUAUCUAAGAAGAAUUAUUAGCUUGUUUACAUGAAAAAGGACAACUAUUUCGGGGGGGGGGAAAGCCUUGGGCACUUGCCAUGCUGCGCUUUUUUCGCCUCACUGUAUUCGUUCUGUCCUCCUCUCCACACUGUCUUCUUCUCUCCGUCUCUCUUCCUAUUCCCUGGCCUGUUGUAUCCCUAAUCCUUGUUUUUUCUCCUGUCCUGUAGUUCCUAACCCUCUUUUCUUUUAUCAUCUUCCUCUGCAUGGCGUUGUUUACUGUGUUAGAAGUAAACUCUUCCACAGAGCUCCAGAAGAAAACACCUGUUCAGUGUGUACUGUUGUUGCACUCUGCUAGUGAGCAGCCUUUUGUUCAAUUAUAUAUUAUUUUCCCCCCUAAUGGUGGGUUGGGAAUGGGGGCCUGGGGUGGGUUGGGGGAGGCAGCAGGGCUUUGGGGUUUAUAUAGCUUGUAGUUUAAUUAUGUAAAAGGAGGGCAAGAUCUGUGGGAUGUAAACAGAGUAGUAUGUUAACAGAGCCUUGGAAGCAAACAUGUGCAAUAAGAUAGUGUCGUGGCCUGCACACACCCAUGAAUGGUGCUGCAAAAGAAGGAUUUCCCAUGUCAGGUGUCCAAUCAGAAGUACUACAUGAUGGAUUCCUAUGUUGCCUCACGCAGCCUUCUUUCCCCUCUUUUCUACCACUACCAGUCCUUGGCAGCAAUUGUGUGUGUGUGGUUCUUGUAUACAAGGUUCUGUGUUAGAAGUAUUUACUACACAGGAGGGACAAGACAACUGUAUCAAAAAUGUUUUGUAAUAACAGUCCAUUCAAUAAUGGAGGGCAAUGGCAUUUCUGCUGCUAUAAGAAGGGGUUAUCUGGAUGAAGGAUUGGCAGUUUGCCUGCCUGCCUGCCUGUAUGUAUGUGUACAUAUGCACAUAUACACUUAGUAGGAUCUGUAUAUUUAACACGUACACAUACAUGCCCAUUUGCUCAUGCACGCAUUCAGGUGGUGUUCUUCAAAAGCACCUCAGUGAGAGUGGGUGUAUGUAUAGCAUAUAUUUUUACAUGUACUAUAGCUAGAUGUGUGUAAAAGUGUGUGCAAGAAUAUAUACCCUGCGUAAUUCUCUCUCCUUCCUGUGCUCCCUUGUGUUCUCAAGGGAGAAGCAGUCAUCAAAGUUCACUUUGCCCCCUCCCUCCACUCCCUAUCUUGAUUGAAUUCUGUGGAGACAGGAAUCAAAUAACUGCUUUUAAACUUCUCCUCUGCCCACCAAACUCUACCACUCCAUCUCUCUCUGAGCUGUGCACUCCCAUUGCGGAGGAUGAGAGAAGCUCUUCUGUGGAUGGCUUCUGGUGGACAAAAUCCCAAAUGAAUUUUAUAUCUGGCAUGUUAGAAGUUUAAAGAGAGGAUAAGAAUUGCUACAACCUAAAUCAUGUCAGUGAAUUUGUGUCUGGUGUCUAUGCAUAGAGAGUGUUAGAUUCUCCACCUCUCCACUUAAAUGUGCAGCUUUGUGACCUGUGAAAGCUUGGCCAUACAUAACAUGGCAUCAAAUCCAAAAUUGAUUUAUUCCCAUUCUUUCCCCAUCUUCCCUUCCCAAAUGCCUUUACAGGUAGAAGGUGCUUGAUUUGACUUUUGAGCAAAUGGCUACGUCCCACAGUUCUUUGCAUUAAAAAAUUGACACACUUGGAAUGUGACUUAGUUUUACUCACAUUUCCAAGGACAGUCAUGUUUUUCAUUAAGACUGGUACUUGCUUGAUGGGCCCAAUUGCUGCUCGGUAUGUCUUAGCCUACUUCAUCAAUGGAAUUGAAUCUUAAAAUCGAAGUCAGUCCAAAUAAACUAGUUUACAGAUUGCACCUUAGAUAAGCUUUCACUGCACUUGCUUCAGAACUGCUUCUCGCAUUACAUAGUGUCAGAGGAGUCUUGGCAUCAGUCCAUGCACACAUACACACACACACAAGAGCAGCUCUCUUGGAAUGUGUACCUACCAGAUACAUGUAUUUAGCACAUUCAUCCUUUACACUUGAGGUGUGUUCACAAUGUUUUUUAUUCGUACAUGGAAAAAGUUAGUGAAGUGAAGGGGGGAUGUGUCUUCAGUCUGUCACAAUAAGAGUAAUAAGGAUAUUGAGUUCUACAAGUGCAUUGUGAAGGAGGUAGGACUAUAAGCAGAAUAUUUCUGAGUCUCAGCCACUCUCACUAUGGCAGGUAGACCGGUAUGGGUUUUCAUGCAGGGGAAAUGGAGUACUGAAAUCAAUUCAAAAAUAGUUGGCUGUUUUUUUAAAGCAACUGAGUGUCAAUAAAACUUCACCACUAUUUAAAAUUCUUUAAUUUUCUCCCUUCCUUGAAAAAAAUGUAAUAUAUUUGAUAGUCAUUGUUUCCAGAGUUUUAGGAAAGCACUGAAAGCGACAUGGAUGUCAGUUUCAUAAAAUGACACGAUUUUGUGCAUAGUUCAGUGUUUGGGAGGCAGAUCAUAUGGGACACCUGUUAAUUUUCCCUUCACUGCAGUAUAUUUCUAAGCUUAAUAAGAGGCUUCUUAACAGCAUAUGGCAUGCAUAUUCCAAUUGGUUUUAUGUAAUGAGAAGACAAGGUAGCAAAUGCAAAAGAAUCACUGGUUCAUCAUCAUUUCCCCUGCUAUAAUGCAAACCUUUUAUCCAGGGAAUCAAAACAACUGCCUUCCAGACACCUAAAUAUCUAUGAUCUCUUAGGAGCACAAACAGGGUGGCCCAAUAGGCACAAAAUAUAUUUCUCUAAAAAAAGAUUCAAAGGGCUGUGAUCCUGCUAAAUUUCCAUUGUGCCUCUGGGUCCUGAAUGUUACAAGUGGAUUAAAGAGAGUUUAAAUACUUCUACAUGUCUGUAAUGCGAUUCAGAUAAUCUCCAUCCUCUACUUGAAUCAGGUGGGGCUUGUUUUUAUCCAUUUUCUUUCAAUUGGCCAUGUCUCCCAUAGAAUUCAAGGGCAAAAACACACAAAAAAGUGUGAUUUCCCAAUAACGGGUCUAGGAAGACAGCUGUGAUUUAAAUGACUUCAUCCCUUGUAGCAAUGGUUCUGGGGGGGGGGGGAUAUACUAUUUUGUGUUUUCCUCUCCCUUUCCUUUUAAGUUACACUAUUCUCUGGGUUUCAGUGUUCUUCACUUGACAAUCUAAAGUGAGCCAUCACUCAUGGCUCUGAAAAUCCCAUUUGGUGAAACUGUGCUCCAUAGCUGCUUCUGUAGUACUGUUUAUCUAAUACAUACGUGGAUUUAAAACAAAUGUACAUAGCUUUGAUAACCUGUUUUGUUCCCAAUCAUGAAGAAGAGGUAGUAUUUUCCCUACAGUAAUCUUAGUUUUAUGGCAGAAAAGAACAAUAAGAAACAGCUGUUUUAAGUCCAUGAUUGUUAAUUUUGUGACAAUAUUUUAAAAACAAAAUGAAAGCCCAACAUUUUGUAAUGUGAACUUGGCUGCCAUUGUAAACUACAGUAAAACGAACAAACAGAUGGUACCUCUUUGGUACCUAUAUGCCACUGUCUCUUGCAGUUUGUGAUCUUUACUCUAUGAACUCCCAAUUUCUAAAGCAGGCAACCAGAUAUAGAAAAAAUAAAGUGAGUUGGGUGGGGGAAAUGUGUUUCUAAAUCAACCAAGAAUUUUAGUUUAGGGAAUGUUUUUUGUCACCCAUGAGGGCAUGACCAGAUUGGUCAUUAAUAAAAAACAAACAAACAAA
Anolis carolinensis (green anole) is the source of this 7758-nucleotide messenger RNA. It is a transcript of the gene dlgap4, whose product is annotated as DLG associated protein 4. Bases 853 to 3762 code for a protein of 969 amino acids. Gene Ontology annotation, cellular component: postsynaptic specialization; glutamatergic synapse. The transcript is spliced from 15 exons. Gene Ontology annotation, biological process: signaling. The record is from RefSeq and is a predicted model, not a curated record. Gene Ontology annotation, molecular function: molecular adaptor activity. NCBI's taxonomy places the organism in Eukaryota, Metazoa, Chordata, Lepidosauria, Squamata, Anolidae.